GGAUUGUUCACUAUAUGCUGAAUCAUGUCUUCCUCGAUACAGGAGAGAACCUGUGGGAACUCAUGAAGAAGAAAGUGUUUGAAGCAAAGUUCUGCCUGCACGAGAGGAAGAAUCAGAAGGAACUGAGGAAGAGUUGGGCCAGAUGGACUGCCUGUCUCCAGGGCCAACCCAUCAGUGAUGUUAGGAGUUACUUUGGAGAGAAGGUGGCGCUGUACUACCUGUGGCUGGGUUGGUACACCUGUCUGUUGAUCCCUGCUGCUGUGUUGGGGGUCAUUGUGUUCCUCUACGGACUGGCUUUCUUCAACACCUCACCACUCAUAAAGGAGGUGUGUGAGUCUAAGACAAUAAUGUGUCCGCUAUGUGACAAGAGAUGCAAAGUGUGGCUACUCAGCGAUACCUGCCUCUACGCCAAGGUCAGCAUCCUAUUUGACAACGAGGGGACGGUUAUGUUUGCUAUGUUCAUGGCAGUAUGGGCCACCCUGUUCCUGGAGUUCUGGAAGCGACACAGGGCCUCCUAUACAUGUGCAUGGAAGGUGUUCGACUGGUGUGAGGAGGAGGAGGAGCUGAUCCUGGAGAUAGUGAACAAUGCAGAAUGUGAGCCUAAACAGCACAAGCACUCCUACCUACGCAGCACCCUGGUCCUCAUCCUGGUCACUCUCGUAAUGCUGCUGAUCAUCGGCCUGGCCCACGCUCUGGUGGUGUUCCGGGUGGUUGCCACGGUGAUGUUGGCUGAAGGAUCAUGGGAGUUCCUUAGUGACCACUCCAACACGGCCGCUGUGAUACUAGGAGCUGUGCUACACUACUUCACCAUCACCAUCAUGACACGGGUCAACAGGAUUGUGUCGCUGAAACUCUGUAAUAUAGAGGAGAAUCAGUCAUUUGCUGCCACCGAGAGGAGCUUCACGGUCAAGAUGUUCACCUUCCAGUUCUUCACCCUCUUCUCCUCUCUCUUCUACAUUGCUUUCUUCCUGGGCAGGAUAAAUGGACACCCCGGUGGCUACGUGCGGAUAGCAGGGAAGUGGAGGCUGGAGGAGUGCCACCCCAGUGGCUGCCUCACAGACCUUUUCAUCCAGAUGGCCAUCAUUAUGGUUCUGAAACAAACCAUCAGCAACAUCUUCGAGUUCGGAGGCCCCUGGUUCAACAGGUGGCUGAAGAGGCAGAGGACCAAGCUACAGAGGAAGUGUGCCCACUGUUACAAGAAGGAAGACCAACAGACCAAUCAGGGGCAAGAUCUGUGUGAGAACUGCAUGCUCCGUGAUUGCCUAAGAAACUACCGUCUCAAAGACGUGGACUCCUUCAGCCUCUUCAAUGAGUUCCUGGAGAUGGUUCUCCAGUUCAGUUUCACCACCAUCUUUGUGGCUGCGUUCCCCCUGGCUCCCCUGCUGGCCUUCAUCAACAACGUCGUCGAGAUACGCCUCGACGCCAUCAAGAUGGUCAGUUUGGAGCGCAGGAUGGUACCCAAGAAGACCAACAACAUCGGUGUAUGGACAGAUGUGUUGGAGGCUAUCGGUGUGUUGGCAGUCAUAGCCAACGGCCUGGUUAUUGGCAUAUCUUCAGAUUUUAUCCCCCGCCUGGUAUACCGCUACCAUUAUGGACCCUGCGUCAAUGGAACAGUCACAGACAUGGAUUGCAUGUCCGGCUACAUCAACAACACCCUGUCCAUAUUGCACAUGAACGACCAGAGAAUCUACAAGGAGUUCUCACCGGACCAGAUGGUGACGCCCAGCGGACAGAAUGUCUCCCACUGCAGUUAUAAAGAUUAUAGAAGUAAUGAAGACUACAGUUUCACUCCACAGUUCUGGCUCAUCUUAGCCAUGCGCUUCGCUUUUGUUAUCCUGUUUGAGCAUGUGGUGGUCAUAUGUAAAUUCAUCACCGCCUGGUUUGUUCCCAGCGUUCCCUUGGAUGUCAAGAAUCUCAGGCUCUUUGAUAAACUCAACAGGUUGAAGGAAGAGCUCAGGUCAUCGAAGGUAUGACAUCGCCACAGUGUUUGGAGCAGUCUAAUGUUGACCACAGUGAUGUCUGAAAAACAUUAUGGACACAGUAUCCACAGUAUCCACUCGGAUGUGACUGACUACCAGCGCUACGGAGGACAUGUUCAGUGUGCGGAGAGAGAGAGAGAGAGAGGGAGAGAGGGAGUGCUUAUCGCCUGGGUUUUAUUGGUUUUGUAUUUGUUGUUUUGUGUCAGAUGAUGUCAGAAUGCUGGACAUAUGACUUCUGACCCUAGAUAUAGUUACCGUUUCUUAUGAGAGAAAAAUAUUGUCUUAAUGUAAAAGGACAUAUGACUUCUGACCCUAGAUAUAGUUAUAGUUAAUGUAAAAGGAAAACACUUCUAGAUGUUGCUAUUUGUUAUGUUUCGUGAAGUUGCACUGUGUGUUUUUUUGUUGUUAAAUCAUCUUGUUUACCGUUCUGUACAGGCAUGUUGUGGCAUGGUAUUGCAUCACAGUGGUAUGUUAUGUUAAAGUGAGAUACUUGUGUUUGUAAACUGUGGACAGGAAAUGUAAUAUAUUAUUUUAAACACUGAGAUAUGCUUCGCGUUAUAAGACAUAACACAUUCACUUUAACUUAACGAAAGUGACACUUAAGAGACAUUGUUAUUAAUGUGCUACCAAUGACCUACAUUACUUUGUAUUGUACCUGGAUGGAUGGAUGGGGGCGGAGUCAUGUAAUAACCUACAGUAAGGACUGUAAACUCGGUCACAUUACUUUUUUUUUAUACAGUAUGUUCAUCGCUUCUGAUCCAAUGUAACUUGAUAAUUGUCCUAAUUAAAA
Coregonus clupeaformis (lake whitefish) is the source of this 2769-nucleotide messenger RNA. RefSeq names its product anoctamin-9. Gene Ontology annotation, biological process: chloride transmembrane transport. Gene Ontology annotation, cellular component: plasma membrane. The record is from RefSeq and is a predicted model, not a curated record. Gene Ontology annotation, molecular function: chloride channel activity. The coding region runs from base 15 to 1973 and encodes 652 amino acids. Lineage: Eukaryota; Metazoa; Chordata; Actinopteri; Salmoniformes; Salmonidae. The transcript has 20 exons.